AUGACGCCCUCGCAGAGAGCCCGGCAUGGAUGCGAGGCGGCGCGUAACGCCAAGUGGAGAGCGGCAGCGCCUCCUAAUAUCCCCUUGUUGAAGCGUCCUGGUGGGAUACCCCAGCAAUGGCCCAUUCAACCCCACCCUGCGGGACAGGUCCAUCGGUCCAACUUCCUACCUUCUCCUCCUCCUCCUCCUCACCUGCCUCUUUUCCACACCCGUCAUGCAGAGGAUAGCGCCGAGCGGCCCCAUCUGGUCACCAUUGUCCGCCCCUGUGUUCAGAGUACACUGCGGAAGGUAACAGUGCUGCUGAACCGCAGGGGUGUGGUGUCCUUCGAGCAACUGCUAUUGGAUAUCUCAGAGGCGUUGGGGUUCCCUCGCUGGCACAGAGCCAGAGUAACCCGCCUGUACACGACCCACGCACGAGAGGUGAAAGGUGUGUGUGACUUCUUCCGUGGUGAGGUGGCCUUCCUGGCGCUGGGUAGGGCUCGUCCGGAGCUGAGCAGUGUGCAGGAUGCUCUGGAGGAGCUGUUCCCAGAGCAUUCCCAUUAUCGGGCGGACGCACUGCGGGCCUGGGAGAAGAGACUUAAUCCAGCACCAGACAAAGCUGCCAAGGCUGACAGUGGCUACAACGUGGGUCCAGCACAGAAAGAAUUACCGCAGAGGACAACCAUUGACCUUCCUUCAGACGGCACUGAUGUCACCCUGUCAGAUAUCGAGCGUUGCUAUGAAAUAGGACGUGUGGUUGGAGAUGGGAACUUCGCUGUGGUGCGAGAGUGCCGCCGUCGUGACAGCAGACAAACCCUUGCCGUGAAGAUAGUCGAGCGCUCCAAGCUGAUUGGUCGAGAGCACAUGAUGCAGAAUGAGCUGAGCCUUCUGGGUAGCCUGUGUCACCCUCGCAUAGUGCGGCUGUUCGCACACCACCACACACACGCUCACUCCUAUCUGGUGAUGGAGCUGGUGAGCGGGGGGGAUCUGUUCGAGGCCAUCAGUGAGAGGGGGAAGUUUUCAGAGGCAGAGGCAGGACUGAUGGUGUCAGACAUGAGCGAGGCACUAAAUUACAUCCACGGCAAGAGCAUCGUCCACCGAGACCUCAAACCAGAGAACCUACUGGUGGAGUAUGAGGCAGCUGGCAUCUGCAGGCUGAAGCUGGGAGACUUUGGUCUUGCCAUGGUUGUGACUGAACCAGUCUCAACCAUAUGUGGCACACCCACAUAUGUAGCCCCAGAGAUUCUCUGUGAGACAGGUUAUGGUGUAGCAGUGGAUGUAUGGGCUCUGGGUGUUAUUCUUUACAUCCUGCUGUGUGGUUUCCCCCCAUUUCGCAGUCGAGAUCGCGACCAGGAAGAGUUGUUCCAGCUAAUAAAACAGGGAAAAUUCCACUUCCUGUCCCCCUACUGGGACCCCAUCUCAGAGGAAGCCAGAGGCCUUGUCAGAGCUCUGAUUCAGCCAGAUCCCACAGUGAGGCUGACGGCAGAGCAGACCCUGCUGCAUCCCUGGGUGAAGGCUAUGGCUUCAGUUUGCAGGCAGGCGCCGCUCAAAGACAAAACUCAAAGGAACACAGCAGACACUGGAGCAGAACCAGAGAGAGCUCAGAGACCAGCUAAGACCAAUGCAGCAGAAACAAAGAGAGACAAAAGACCAGGACACACCAGCAGAAGGGAGAGAUCACACACGAUGAACUCUGCAGAACUGAUGAGAGACAAACUGAGAUGA
Messenger RNA from Xiphias gladius (swordfish), 1704 nucleotides. RefSeq names its product doublecortin-like kinase 3 (gene dclk3). The transcript has 8 exons. Gene Ontology annotation, biological process: protein phosphorylation; intracellular signal transduction. NCBI's taxonomy places the organism in Eukaryota, Metazoa, Chordata, Actinopteri, Istiophoriformes, Xiphiidae. The record is from RefSeq and is a predicted model, not a curated record. Gene Ontology annotation, molecular function: protein kinase activity; ATP binding. Bases 1 to 1704 code for a protein of 567 amino acids.